AGUAUGCCAGGAGCUUACUGUAGUGCUUGGAUGAUUACAUCAAUAUGAAAAGUAGGCCUACUUGAUAUGCGCUUCUUGACCACUGCGAUUACUUUUGAUUUUACUAAUUAUACUAUCACAAGAACGUUCCUCUUUUAGGGAUUUUUAUAUCUUGGAUUACAUAAAUAACUUUUGUUACUUGUUUGUUAGGAGAAUACUUUAAGUUGGUUGACAUGAAACCGUACAUGUUUGUUGGUGUGUUAGCGAUAGCGUUGGUGUAUGUCGUAUUAUCGUGCAAUGAGCACUGUGCACCGAUAGUUACCAAAUGUCAGUUGAUUGGCGCCUGUGGAAAGUGCUUGAUGGGUAAUUGUAGUUGCUGUGCAAACUGUACCAAGUGUUUAGGGGGAGAAUAUUUUGACUGCUGUGACUGUGUUGGUUUAUGUAAACAAAAUAAUACCCAUCGGCCAUACCAUACAAAAAGUACAGUGAUGGACGUUGAAGUACCCAUACCAUCACUGUUUGAUGCCAUCAUCGAAUCCAGCCAAGAUUUACGUAUCUCAGUACACACACUGCCAGUGGAGGAGGAAUUUUAUAAACCAAAAGAUGUGGAAUUAGAAUCCUGGUCCAACAAGACUUGUGUAGUUGCCUUCUUGGAUGAAUGUUUAUCUCAAUCUAAGUGUGAAAACGCAUGCAUAUCCAUGGGGGCCAGCAGAAUCAGGUGGUUCCACAAUGCAUGUUGCGAGUGUAUGGGUUACACGUGCGAGAGCUACGGUAAAAACUAUCCCCACUGUCGAGACUGUGAUAUUUGAACGCUUUCUAAAAAGAAGAAUUAUUGAAUACAAAGAAUAUCUCAUGACAUUAACACUAAUAUGAACAAAAUGGAGGCAGCUGUAUUUUUCAAAAUCUUCUCAAAAAGAGCAAAUGUUUUAUUUAACAUUGAAAUUUAAAAAGCAUUUAAGUUUACUGUUAUUUGUUGUCUUUAUUUCAAACCGUGUUCAUAGACGACAACCAUUCUAAGUAAACCAGAGGAUAAUAGUCCUUAGUGGUUGUCCUCUUAUUAGUGAAAAUGGUGCUUUAUAACAUUGUUGCUUGCUCUAUUGUUUUAGAAAUUUAUAGAAAUUAAUUUCUUUCAUUUUUGAUUUGCUACUUUUGUAAUGUAAAUUUUAGAUAAAUAAAAUUAUGUGUUACAUGCUUAUACUAGUUGAUAUUUUAAACUGCAUGUAUUUAUUUAAUAAAAAUAGUUAGGAACACAAAUACCAAAUAUAGUUUAUAAACAUCUCACAAUGUAUAGAGGGCACUAUAUAAUUGUGGCUUACAGCCUCAGCAUCAGGGGUUCUAUCUGACAUUUUCAGUUUCCAGUAUUUUAAAAAGUGGGUGCUGAAUAGAAAUAUUACAUCCAAUAAACUUUACACAAUAAGCAAAACUAGGGACAGAGCAUGUCAAUGGUUAUGACUACAUCAUAAAUUGGUUUAAAGUAACUUAAUCUGCUAUUUAUUACCAUUAAUUUACUAUUUUUAUAUUAUUUUCUUCAUGUUUGAAUAAAAGAGGGGUGCUCAGGCACUGUAAAAAAAAUUAAAAAAAACCCUGGUUUACGCCACUUACUACCAAGUAUUAUUAUGGGUUAAAAUAAAAUUUGUAUUUUGUCUUAUCCUAUUAUUAUAAUUGACAAUAAAUAUAAUUAUUCAAUUAAAAAAUGUACUUUACAUACAAUAGCAAGUAGGCCUACAUUAAGUAUAAUGGAUCAGUGGUAUUAGUGUCUGGAACCUUAAUAAUUAUAAAAAAAAUAAUUAAAAAAUAGUAAACUUGUAAUUUUCAUAGAAAAGUUUUUUAGAAAAUGAAAAUCCAAUUGCUAUAAAAGGAUUAUUUUGACAGACGUCUGUCGCAUUCCAUAAAUUGUACUAACCAGCUUUCUGUGACAGGAAAUAGGAAAAUUUCCUUGUACAUCACUGUCUUAAAAAAGGUAGUUGUUUUUUACCACUGCCAGCCUAAAGGCAUAAUGAAGAAAUUUUCUGCAGCAACAUAAGAUUGGUGCUCACAAAAAUGUUUACGUAAACUCUAACCUUUAUAGGUCGUAUGAGACUCAUAAAUUGGAUAAUCACAUGAUUUUCAAAUGUAUUAGAAAUUAAUUGGUGAAUUUAUCAAUAGAAUAAGUAUAUUUUAUAUGAUUAAAUUAUUGAAUUGUCACCAUUACAGAGUGAUACACAAACAUGAUAGUCAAAGUCUGUUGGCUAGUUCAUAGUAAUUUUGUAUGAUCUUCUAGUCACAGAAACUGUCUAGGAAACUUGUCUGGGAGUGUGUCUCAAAUCAAUGACUCUGAGCAAAAAAUAACAAAUGUGAUAUGAUCUUGAUAUAAAACUAUAUUCAUUUUUGAAACAUAUCUAAUAAUGAAUUUCAUUCUGUUUUUUUUUUCUUUGUCCUAAUUUUACAUGGUUAUCAAUUAAGUCUUAAUUCCCUGGUGUAGUCAAAAUUGGGACAUGUGAUUCUUCACAAUAGUCAUGCCUUCAGGAAAACAAUGUCCCAAGAUCAUUUUCGCAUUAUUAUAGUUUGAUAUUCUUUGCACUGGCAAAAUAUUAAUUCUUUGUGCUGCAGCUCAGAAAGUUUACCUCUGGGUUUGCAUCCUAAGUUUUCCAUCAUCAAACUUUCGAAUGAGAAAGGGAAUUCCUAAACAAUAUUAAAGCAGGUUGGGUUGACCUGUAAAUAUGAUGCAAAUAUUAUCGAAGCUGUCUGAUAUUCUACCCAUAAAUACAAUACUUUUCAAAAAAUUGCAAAUGCCCUGUAAGCCACAUGAUUAUCCAGUCUGGAUUCUAAGACUUUAGAUUUCCCUUGUACUAUAUCAAGGGAUAUCAUAAACAAAUAAUUUUAAAUCUUUUUAUAGUAUAUAAAAUAUCUGUUUACACUUAUUGCAAUGGUGAGGUCUAUUGUUUAAGAUUAUACGAUACCUCAUUUUCUUAGAAUUUAAUUAAUGGAAAUAUAUAAGAAUAAUAGUAUAAUAGUUUAAUGCAUCCAAUUCAAAAGAGUUUAUUCAUUAUCAAUGUGAACUUUUCAUUAUGUUUUUGAUAUUAUACUCCAUACUACUUAUCUACGUUACAUUAUAAAUUUGUAUUUCAAAUUAUUUGUUUUGGACAUUAGUCAUUUUCCUGGGAAAAUAUCAGUGUAUUUGUGAUUUGUAUUUGUGAUUUCAUCAGUCAAAAAUAUCUAAAUACAGCUUUUCAAUACAAAUUAAGUUUGACCAACAUAUGUGGAUAAGGAACAAAUUGAAUUUUCUCCAUGUGUUUUAAUCUUCACUUUCUAUUUAUUCCAAAGAGUUUCAGGGUUUUAGAUUCCAUCCAAAGAAGGUAUAAUUAUGUACAAAUCUUCUGGUAGUUUACCAAAAUAUGUAAAUGGUUUCUUUUCAAAAAUGUUGUGUUUACCAUGCUGAUUUUGGUAUAUGUCCACUCCAUACCACAUGGACUGUCAUUUUUUAUAUCUACAUCAUGAUCACUAGUUGUGUGCUUCUUGCAAGAAAAAUAUAAAUGAUUAUUAUUAUUAUUGUUUAAUGUUAACAUUGGUUAUUUGGAAUUCAAAUAAAUGCUUGAGAGGGUGGGGUAAAAGAAGAGUAGUGAAUAAUGUUGCAUCUAUAUAUCCAAUGUUAAAAGUUUAUGUUCUUAUUAAGGUAGGCUUACAUCAGAGUUAGCAUGGUAUUCUUCAUCAUGUACAUUUUUAUGCUCUGUCUACUAUCAAAUUUUAUGUGACAAAUAAAUGUGAUAUGCCCAUAUUUGGAUGUAGUAUGACAUCAUCAUGCCUAUAUACCGACACACAAAUUUAUCACAUAAACUCUGAUAUUGUGCACAGAUCAUAAGAGCACUGUAUGAAAGAGGGGUGUUUUUUUUCCCCAAAAAUGUUAAUUAUGUUGAAACUCCUUGUUAACUUUCUCCAAGCUUUAAUAAAUUGUGAUACUAAUAGGUAAAACCUGUUCUUUGUGUGAGGCUUCAUUGGUGAUAUAAGGCUAUGUAAAAAAAAGUUGUUGAUUAUCCAUUUAAAAAAAAAAAGUUGAUAGUGUUUGAUCAGGUAGAAUUUAUGCAAACAAACAAAUGAAAGACAAAAUAAUUACACACAAAAAAAGCCUAGUCCUAGCCAAAGUUGAAUUACGGGGGGAGAAGGACAAUAUUUUCAUGAAAUUUGGGAAAAAGAAAAAAAAAAAAUUGGUCGGGUGAUUUUUUUUUAUGUAGGGAGGGAGGAAUCAACAACUUAUUUUUUUUACAUGACCUUAGGAAUAAGAUAAGUGUGAAAUGUCUUCCGUCCAGAUAUGUUUGUACAUACCUUUUGCAUGUGCAUGCUGUGUCUAUAAUAAUUAUAUUAAAACAAGUGAAACCAAAUAAUAACAGCAGUGUACGAUUAGUAAUAUUUAUACUGGAAAACUAUGUGAUGUUGAAAUUAUAUAAGAAGUUAUAAGAAAGAUAUAAGAAAUUAUAUAAUUCAGGUUUUACCCUAAUUGAAACUGAUAAUAUUGCCAAUUAAUGUUUUAAUUAUGGUAUUCAAUUAUAAUUGGCAAAGUUUUUAUACACAAAAUUUAGAUGUUUGGAACCAUAAUAAAUGCUCAAUGUUACAAUUUACCUAUAAAUCCAAUGUUACAUAAAGUUGUUGUAAUAUAUUAAUACUUCAUUAACAGGGUAACACAAAAUAUACUGUUUAUAAUACUGUAUAUAAUGGCAAGGUGCUCAAAAAAAUUAGCUUAAACCAAACAUAUAAUAAAAAUAGAUCAAAUAAUUGAUAUUUAGUAAGAGAAUACUUCUAAUUUGUGAAUUUUGAUAAUAUACUACUAAAAAUCACCAUAUUUGUAAAAAAAAAAAAGAUGAGAAUGUAAUAUCUGCGUUUGAAAAAUUUACAUGCUUGUGAAUAGCUAAAUGAAGUUUGCUAAAAGAGAAUCUUGAUUUUGAUCAAUUAGAAUUUUAUAGCUUAAUGUUAAACAAACAUAUAUAUUUGGUCAAUUUGAGAGUACUGGCAUAGAAUGGAAAGAACAUGCAAUGUCUACUAGCAGCAAUUAUGAUUAUAAUAAAUAAAUAUUCACAAUACUAAAACUGAACCCAUCAUUUGGGGUAUCCUUAUUAAGGGAACACUUUUUUGAUCCCAAGAGAAUCGUCUUUAUGAUACUUCGAUGAUGACAUAAUUAAUGUCGAAAUAUUGAAUCCCGACACGAUGGUGUGCAUUUCGAUACUUGGAGUAUGUAUUAUACUAUCUGAGAUUAAUCAGUGGACCUUUCGGUUCAUGCUCCACUGUGUUACAUUUUAUUCAGCUGAUAUGUUGACAAUGCAACAUUGGCUGUAAAAACAGUUAUUUUUACAAGAAAAAAAAAUUGACAACAAAAGAAAGUUUCACUCCCAUAGUGGAAAGUAUCACGUAGGCAAAGUGAAACUUGCCUCGGUAGUGUGUGUAACUUCCUGAGACAAAACCUGAAUAACAAAUUCAUUGUUGUUGAAGGGUGGUGCCUUAAUCAGAUUAGACCAGGUGUAAAGCCAUGAGUAAGUUGGAAAUAUUUCAAUUAGCAUUAUCAAAGCAACAAAUACAAGAUUUUCUGAAAAAUUUAAAAAGCAUCUGUUAAAAAAUUAAGUGGCUGAGUAUGUUUAAUUAUUUAAGCCGAAAGCAUUAUGAUUGUUAAGAGUUCAUUAAAUGUAUAAAAAUGAUUCAAAAA
This is a messenger RNA of Anneissia japonica, 5647 nucleotides long. Its product is annotated as twisted gastrulation protein homolog 1-A-like. NCBI's taxonomy places the organism in Eukaryota, Metazoa, Echinodermata, Crinoidea, Comatulida, Comatulidae. Gene Ontology annotation, biological process: regulation of BMP signaling pathway. The record is from RefSeq and is a predicted model, not a curated record. The coding region runs from base 213 to 788 and encodes 191 amino acids. The transcript has 4 exons.